Peromyscus californicus insignis is the source of this 2229-nucleotide messenger RNA. Its product is annotated as 2'-5'-oligoadenylate synthase 1A-like. Gene Ontology annotation, biological process: negative regulation of viral genome replication; defense response to virus; regulation of ribonuclease activity. Bases 1 to 1269 code for a protein of 422 amino acids. Gene Ontology annotation, molecular function: double-stranded RNA binding; 2'-5'-oligoadenylate synthetase activity. Gene Ontology annotation, cellular component: membrane; cytosol; nucleoplasm. The transcript has 5 exons. The record is from RefSeq and is a predicted model, not a curated record. NCBI's taxonomy places the organism in Eukaryota, Metazoa, Chordata, Mammalia, Rodentia, Cricetidae.
AUGGAGCAGGGACUCAGCAACACCCCGGCCUCAGAGCUGGACAAGUUCAUAGAGGACCACCUCCAACCCAACACCAGCUUCUGUAAUGAGGUCAGAGUAGACAUCAACAUCAUAUGUGAUUUCCUGAAGGAGAGAUGCUUCCAAGGCACGGCUCACCCUGUGAGGGUCUCCAAGGUGGUGAAGGGCGGCUCCUCGGGCAAAGGCAAAAUGCUGAAGGGCAGGUUCGAAGCUGACCUGGUGGUGUUCCUUAACAAUCUCACCAGCUUUGAGGAUCAGUUAAAGCGACGGAGAGAGUUCCUAAAGGAAAUUGAGAAUCAGCUGUGCCAGCUACAGGGAGAGAAAAAGUUUCCAGUGAAGCUUGAGGUCCUCCGAUCGUGGAGGAAGAACUCCCCUGGGCUAAUCUUGAGGCUGAGCUCCCCGCAGCAUCAACAGGAGGUGGAGUUUGAUGUGCUGCUGGCCUAUGACCUCCUGGGUAAGCCAGUCAUCCGUAAGGCUCAGCAGAGUAGUGUCUGCUUCUACAGCAAGCCUGACCCUGAAAUCUACAGAAAGUUCAUCAGCGAGUGCACCUCCCUGAGGAAGGUGGGAGAGUUCUCCACCUGCUUCACAGAGCUCCAGAGAAACUUCCUGAAGCAUCGUCCAACCAAGCUGAAGAGUCUCAUCCACCUGGUCAAGCACUGGUACCAACUGUGUAAGGAGAAGCUGGGGGAACCACUGCCCCCCCAGUAUGCCCUGGAGCUGCUCACAGUCUAUGCCUGGGAACGUGGGAGUGGAGCCACUGAGUUCAACACAGCCCAGGGCUUCCGGACAGUCUUGGAACUGGUCACCAAGCACAGGCAGCUUCGAAUCUACUGGAGAGUGUAUUAUGACUUUCAACACCAAUAUAUCUCUGACUACCUGCACAGACAGCUCGGAAGAGCCAGGCCUGUGAUCCUGGACCCGGCUGAUCCAACAAGGAACGUGGCUGGUGGGAACCCAGAGGCCUGGUGGCGCCUGGCUGGAGAGGCUACAGCCUGGCUGCAAUGCCAAUGCUCUUUUAAAUGUUGCAUGCCUCAAGUGGGCUCCUGGAAUGUGCUGGUAAGUCCUUGUCCUCAUCUUUUCCCCUUGCACACAGCUUUGGUCACUCCAUCUCUUUGGAGAAUAUUCUCACAAAGAUGUGAUCUUUUGCUAAAGGUCUCCACACUCCUAGGGAGGCCAGCUGCUUCCCUGUUUUCCAGCCAUUUUAGCAGCAUUCAGAGAUGUCACAGGCUGGCAAGAUGGCCCAGUGGGUAAAGCCCGUGCUGCCAACACUGGUGACCUGGGCUUGAUUCCUAGGACCCUAAGGUAGAAGGAGAGACCAACUCCUCCAAGUUUUCUCUGCGCUUCACCUCUGUGCUGUUACACAUGUUGCAUGUUACACAUGACACACACACAAACUCUAACACUCACACACAUUUACAUCCAAUCAUACCCACACUUUCACACUCACAUGCACUCACAUACACAGGUGCACCCACACACUGACACACAUAAACACAGAGAGUGUGAAAAGGAGGCUCAGAGCUGAAGCCACUGCUCAGGUCCAUGGAACAACCCAUCUCUCCUGCCUCAUUAACAUGUGGCUGAUGGGACUCUUCUGGGCUUUGUCACAGGUAAAGAGGGACAGAGGAACCUGCAUUUGGACCUUUCCUCUACUCGGUCAGGGGUCUUUCUGAUGCUAGGGAACUGAUGAUGAUGAUGUGUUUGGCCUCAGGAUGGACCUUAGUAUGGGUACAGGGAUGCUGGAACCAAACUUCAGAAGGUCAGGAAGGGAGUGAGAGGUGAUGUGGGAGGGGCAGGUGGGGAGAGGAAAGGGGGGCAGGCUCCUUUAGUGCUGUCCCGCAGGAGACAGGUAGGUAGGUGCCUAGCCCCUCUCUCCCAUUUGACAAACUGAACAGGAGCACCUUGGGUGGGGGCAUGACUUCCAGGGAAGGACCCUGUCCACCCUCAAAGGCCUGAGCCCUGAAGCUAGCCUACUGGCCACCUUCCCAGCAUCCCAUAAAAUGACCCAGGUGGCCCGUCACAGCACCCACCCUGGGGACUCAUUUGCAUCUUCUUCCCAGUUUGAAUAUGUGCUCCUGACAUGAUUGUGUGUUUUCUAUUACAGACAGAAGUUGAUGUGCCAAAGCAGGAGGUUCAUUAUUUUCAUCACCUCUGUCUCUUUUUUCUGUUUGUCUUUCUGUAUGAUUUUUUGGGAGCUUUUGCUGCAUAGCC